CUGAACCCCGCUGGGUUUCACUGGGGAAUCCGCAUUCCUUCACCUGUGCACAGUAGUGCUGUCUGCUGUUUAACACUCCAUGACCUCUCGGGGAGGAUUACCUCUACCAUCUGGGAGCCCAAUGAACAUGAUGCGGGGACCAAACCCUGGAGCAUACAGACCCCCAAUGGGGCCUUACCAGAGACCAGGUAUGCUUCCAGGCUCCCGAAUGCCAAUGCCUGGCAUGCAUAUGGGCUCCCCCAUGCUUCCUCCAUAUGGUGGGGGUUCUCCUAUGAGACCUGCCAUGAAUCCAAUGAUUAUGGAGCCAUUUAGGAAGAGGCUGCUCACCCCAUCAGGACACCCUGGGCCGAGCCAUCGUAGGGGAGUAAAGAGAAGAAAGAUGGCUGACAAGAUCUUGCCACAGAGGAUCCGUGAACUGGUGCCAGAGUCUCAGGCCUACAUGGACCUCUUGGCAUUUGAGAGGAAGUUGGAUCAGACUAUAGCUAGGAAGCGGAUGGAGAUCCAAGAGGCCAUCAAGAAGCCCCUUACGCAAAAACGCAAGCUAAGGAUUUACAUCUCCAACACAUACACUCCAGCCAAGCCCGACGGGGAGGAGAGCGAAAGAGUCAGCUCUUGGGAGCUCCGAGUGGAAGGGAAGCUUCUGGAAGACCCCAGCAAACAGAAGAGGAAGUUCUCCUCCUUCUUUAAGAGUCUCGUUAUAGAGCUAGAUAAAGACCUGUAUGGACCGGAUAAUCACCUGGUGGAGUGGCACAGGAUGGCAACCACACAGGAGACAGAUGGGUUUCAAGUGAAGCGCCCUGGAGAUGUGAAUGUGAAGUGCACCUUGCUCCUGAUGCUAGACCAUCAGCCCCCGCAGUACAAGUUAGACCCUCGCCUUGCACGCUUGCUAGGGGUUCACACUCAGACCCGUGCCAACAUCAUGCAGGCUCUCUGGCUCUACAUCAAGACCAAUAAACUGCAGGACAGCCACGAGAAGGAGCACAUCAACUGCAACCGCUAUUUCAGACAGAUUUUCAACUGCAUGCGCAUGAAGUUCUCUGACAUUCCAAUGAAGCUGGCGGGUUUGUUACAGCACCCGGACCCCAUCAUUAUUAAUCAUACCAUCAGUGUGGACCCCAAUGACCAGAAGAAGACUGCAUGUUAUGAUAUAGAAGUUGAGGUUGAUGACCCUCUAAAGGGUCAGAUGAGCAAUUUUCUGGCUUCCACCACCAACCAGCAAGAGAUUGCUAACCUGGAUUCCAAGAUCCAUGAGACCAUAGAGUCUAUUAAUACGCUGAAGACCCAGAGAGAUUUCAUGUUGAGCUUCAGCAACGACCCUCAAGAGUUUAUUCAGGACUGGCUUAAGUCCCAAAGCAGGGACCUCAAGAUCAUGACGGAUACAAUGGGCAACCCAGAGGAGGAGAGACACACUGAGUUCUAUCAGCAGCCAUGGGCACAGGAAGCUGUGGGAAGACACAUCUUCUUUAAGGUGCAGCAACGGAGGCAAGAACUGGAGCAGGUUUUGGGGCUCCGUCUCACCUAAUCCUAAGCCAGAACCAGUAACCUAUACAUUCCAUAUUGUUUGUGUCCUUUCCCCCUACCCUGUCUUUAUCAACUCCACAAAGUCUUUAGGGAAGUUGUAAUUUCUCAGGUACGACAUUCCAAUCAACUCCCUAUGUUUUAAAUCACUGCCCCGUUUCAAGAUGCACCUUCCCUGUGCUCCAAAAUUAUAUUCCAGACCCUUAAAGGUUAAGAAAAAAUUAAGUGUCACCAACUGGUAAAUUCCCUGCUUGGGCUGUACCAUUUAGUGAUGCCCUCUUUACAUGCUGGGUUCAAUUAAGACCUGUAGUCUUGGACAUUUUGCAUGAGAAUUAGGCCUUUAAUGGUUUUUGCAUUGCAAGUGUGAUCCAGAACUUGGGGCAUUUGUCUAACCCAGCUUGCCAAGAUGGCAGUGUCAUCUGGUACAGCAGCACUGUAGGGAUGCUGCCAAUCGGAAUCAACUGGUGACUGGUGUCAAGUGGGAAAAGCCCCCCUACAUAAUCAGUAGGUAAUACAAAUUUGACUUUCCUUGUCCUUGAACGCCUUGUGGCCUACAUAUGGUUGCAUAGCAGGGGGCUGCCAUAUUGCUUGCGUCCAAUAGUUCCCUUAAGUAGAUCGGUAUAAAAUAAAGCACCACCACCAAUAAAUAGGCAGAUAAUCAUAUAAAGGAUGUGGUACACUAGGGCCAAAGCUGCUCCGAUACCCUACCUUCUUGCUCCAUGCCAUUUUAUUAAAUGAGAACUCAGGAAUCCCCCUUCCCCAAACAGUCCCAUUUAGGUGUGAGUGUAAGUCACUACUGGCAUGGCUUCUACCAAACAGAUAUUCUUGUUCUUGUAUGUUAACAUGUUUAUUUGCAAACACUAUUUGCACUAUAUGUUAUGAGGUGGGGGGGAGAGGUGACUGCUGUUUUUCUGCUUGGGGAGGGUAAAGAACUGCUUCAGCCAAAAGGAAAAUGUAGGCAUUGUUUUGGGUUCAUGUAUCCUUGUGCAUGCUAUAUUAUAUUUAAAGAGACUUUGCACUAGUUAAUAUCACCAGCAGCGGCAGCGUGCCUUCUUUGACAAAGAGCAUUACCUGGCAUUCUGCUCAGUUAGUCUAUAACCAGUCCUUUGUAUAUGGAAUGACCCCCUUUGACAAUAGGAUAAUGUCUGUGGGGACGGGGACGUGGGGUUGCUAUGAAUGUGAUUCAGGGGUAGCCGGGUUGCAGCUAAUAGCCAUAUGGUUUUAUUUCCUCAGGGCAAUUUUCCCAUUUAUCUAUGCAUAAAACCUAGUUUGGGACCAAAUUCACAUAUUCUGUGCCACUAAGCGUGCAUAUCAGGGGGUUUUUAAAGGGCAAGUGACACCAAUAAAUGAAAAUACACAUUCAUUCUACAAAAAGUAAUUUGGGGGCAGACCCUGAAUAUGUAUUUUCUAAGGCUACACUGAAGACAAUAAACUUUAAAAAAACAAAAUAUGGAAGUAAAUAUUUCAUUUACUGUUUGGUGUAGCUUGUCCUUUUAAUGUGGAAGAGUGUGCGCUAUAUAUGUUCUACAGUUUCUUAAUGCUUGUUAAAAUUUAUUGUUGACAGAUUGUAUACCAGAUAUUGCCAAAUUGUGUGUUGCAGCUGCUGCCGAACUACCCAGUAUCUGACGCUGGUGAGGCGUUGGCUACAGUUCUGCAGCAUCUAAAGAGUCACAGGCUACUUUAAAAAAAAAAAAUCUGAAACGAUCUUGCAAGUUAUUUGGAUGCCUGUGUGUCCCUGCCCCCUGCAAUAUGCAUUUUAAUCACACAAGCCAUGAUCAUACCUAUGCUGUUUACAGACAUAGCGCUUGGGGAGCUGGGGCUGAAUGUACUUCAACAUUAAAUGUUUUUGUUGGCACAAAUGUUUCAAUGUUUAAUAAAAAUAAGUUUUUUU
This is a messenger RNA of Xenopus tropicalis (tropical clawed frog), 3409 nucleotides long. RefSeq names its product SWI/SNF related BAF chromatin remodeling complex subunit D2 (gene smarcd2). NCBI's taxonomy places the organism in Eukaryota, Metazoa, Chordata, Amphibia, Anura, Pipidae. Gene Ontology annotation, cellular component: SWI/SNF complex. The record is from RefSeq and is marked provisional.